This is a messenger RNA of Prorocentrum cordatum, 1434 nucleotides long. NCBI's taxonomy places the organism in Eukaryota, Dinophyceae, Prorocentrales, Prorocentraceae. The record is from the annotation of a GenBank genome assembly.
AUGCACCGCACCGGCAGCCUCCUGGCCGCGGCGCUCCUGCUCGCCGGCGCCCAGGCCGUGCAGCGGAGCGCCGACGGCCUCGGUGCGCCCGCGGGGCCCGCGGCCUGGGCGGCGGCGGGGGCGGAGGGGCGCAGGGAGGGCAGCCCCUACCCCGCCUGGCUGACGGGGCUCGAGGCGGCUGGCCACGGCGUCAGGUGCAGCAUGGAGGAGGAGUGCAUCGUCGGUCAUGGCCGGGGCACCUGCUACGUGAUGGUGGAUGCUGACAGGGAGACCGUCCCUUUGAUCAGCACCGACUCUGGGUACGAGGUAACCUUCUCUGGGUCCGUUCGGUUCGGGCUGGAGUCGAGGUUCAAGGAGUACCGCGACGCAGCCCAGAACCUCACCAGUGACCACAACAUCACCGUCGAAGGGCAUUCGGAGUCAUCGCACUGGAACCUCUGCUGGAAGCCUGGGAUGGUGUCUGAGUGGCAGUCUGGAGCAAGGCGGAACACUGGCGUGGAGGAUUACUGCUACUACGUCAACGGCUUAUGUUUCUUAUGGGCGUCUCCGUGCACUGGCGGGUGCUCCACACUGGGUGCUCUGACGGGUCCUCUGUCGAAUCCGCUGUAUGCGACUUUCUGCCCUGCCGGUCUGCGUUUCGCCACCGAAGCAGAGUGGACGGCCGCCGAGCCUACCUUAUAUGCAAACAAGGAGGACUUCCACGCCAAGUGUGCAGCCGAGGUUCUUGACCCAGAUUUCAAUCACUGCGACCUGGAGAAUACUUUCAAGCGUGUGCCGAAUGGCGGGUACGAGGAACAGGUCCUGGUAUGCGGGGACGCCCAGACGCCCGCGCCGCCGGCGCCCACGCCGGCGCCCGCGCCGGCGCCCGCGCCGGCGCCCAGCCCACCCGCGCCAAGUACACCUGGCACUGGCGGUGGUGUGUCAGCCACGGGCGAUCCCCACCUGCAAAAUGUACAUGGUCAGCGCUUCGACUUGAUGAAGCCAGGCAAGCAUGUCCUCAUCAACAUCCCCAAAGGAGAGCUUGAACACCAGCUUCUUGUUGUGCAGGCUGAUGCGCGCCGACUGGGGGGGUGCAAAGAUAUGUAUUUCCAAGAACUGAAUAUCACAGGGUCGUGGGCAGAGGCGAAGCAAGCUGGAGGGUACCGUCACACCGUAAAACAUCGUGCUGCUGGGACUCCUCAAUGGGUCGCGUUCGGCACGCUUGAGUUGAAAGUCGUUCACGGACAUACGAAAGGUGGCCUCGAGUACUUGAAUUUUUACGUCAAGCAUUUGGGGCGAGUUGGAUUUGCUGUCGGAGGCCUGCUGGGCGAUGACGACCACACAGCGGCAGCAACUCCUUCAGGGUCAUGUGCUCGGCGUGGUGUAGCUCUUUUGGCGGUAGAUCCACGCACCAUCGGUCCCUCCCUGCGCUCAAUCGCAGCAGCGAGCGUCUAG